This is a messenger RNA of Penicillium roqueforti, 2145 nucleotides long. RefSeq lists its product as uncharacterized. The coding region runs from base 1 to 2145 and encodes 714 amino acids. The record is from RefSeq and is a predicted model, not a curated record. The transcript is spliced from 5 exons. Lineage: Eukaryota; Fungi; Ascomycota; Eurotiomycetes; Eurotiales; Aspergillaceae.
AUGGAACGAGUCGUGAUCGUUGGAGCCGGUCUUUACGGUCUCAUCGCAGCCAAGACGUAUCUACAACUUGUCGCGGCAUAUGACGACGAAAGCACAGCCGAACAUACCGAUGAAAUCACGGAAAUCCCUGCCUGUUUCACUAAGAGCAUCGAUACUUCCCCAACAGCCUCCUCCGAAUGUCGCCUUCUUGUGAUUGACUCUGCCUCGGAUAUUGGAGGUACUUGGGCCGAGGAGCGUCUUUACCCAAAUUUGUUGAGUCAGAACUCGUAUGGACUUUAUGAAUUCAGUGAUAUGCCUCUUUCCAACGUUGUUCCGGAGGAACAAGGGGAUGACACACAGAAUCAGUUCAUUGCGGGCUGGAAGAUCAACCGUUAUCUCCGUGAAUGGGCUGAGAAAUGGCAGCUGAAAAAACACAUACGAUUGAACUGGACGGUCGACGACAUCAGCCGUCUAGACACUAAAGAGUGGAAGCUCGACAUCAGUGUGUCCACGUCGCCGAGUCAACGCGUCACCAUCAUCUGCGAUAAGUUGGUGUUGGCUACAGGACUGACCUCGGUGCCAAAUAUGCCCGAUACGAAGGAGUCAUCAACGGCGUCCGACGACCCUCCCCCGGUCAUCCAUGCAAAGGAUAUUGGAGACUGGGCUCGAAAACACCUGGGAUACCAGCCACUGAAAGCACCUGAGUCCGGGGCUGUUAAAAUGUCAGUCACAGAUUCCCCUUACCCACAAUUGCGCUCGGUCGGUAUUUAUGGUGGUGCAAAAUCAUCCUUUGACCUGGUGCAUUUCUUUGCAACUCUACAUCGCAACGACCCAAAGUUGCACCUCAAGUCCACACAGAAAAUUCCUGUUCAGGUACACUGGAUCAUCCGUGAUCGAGGUGUAGGGCCCGCGUGGAUGGUACCGCCAAGGUCUACUCUCCCGAAUGGCGACACCGUUGCAAGUGAUAAGGCUGCCAGCAGCCGACUGCUCAGCCAUCUCACCCCAUGCUGCUAUGAGACUCCAAAACGUCUGUCUCUCGGACCCGGGGGUCUCCGUUGGGAGGGCUCAUGGCUAGCCCGGCUAUUCCAUGGCAACCCAAUAGGCCGAUGGUGGAUUCGUUGGCUCUGGCGAUCAAUUGAUAAAGGCUUAGAGGAUACAGCGCAAUAUGGCUCAGGUCCGAAGAUGGAAAAGCUUCGCCCAGAGAACAGUGUUGUCUCAUGCGCAUCCGGUAUUGGCAUCGCAAACCAGGAAGACCUCUGGGAAACAAUUAGAUUACCCCAUGUCAACGUUUACCGAUCAGCCAUCAUGGAUAUUGUCGCUACCAGGCCGGAGAAGACCACGCAUCCAUUCACAAAAGCUUCGGUGCACUUGGCAGACAGCAAUUGUAUUGAUGAAGUCGAUUUGGUCAUCCACGCCACCGGAUAUAAGCCAAUAGUGCCGAUUAGGUUUAAACCUGCAAGUCUUCGUCUAAAAUUGGGGUUGUCAGCCGUCGUGGACUCAGAGGGCGAGGAUCUUCGAGAGGAUCGUGAAAUUCGCGUGGAAACACCAGAGAGAAUCAAUGGGCCGCUUGAGGCAACCAUGAAUGACCGUAUCCAACGCUGGGACAAUCUAGAUCAAUGUUCCGAGGUUAUGGUCAGGAAAACUUUGAAUGCGACAAGAUGCGCUCUCACAGAUCGGAGUCCUCCCUCGUGGGCCGAAUCUCACAGGCUGGUGCCAUAUCGCUUGUUCCGCCGCAUGGUUGCCCCCGAAUUAGUCGCACGAGGUGACCGCUCCUUCGCAACGCUCGGUGUGAUUUUAUCAUCAACCAUUGCUGUUGUUGCAGAGGUUCAAGCUCUUUGGGUGGCGGCGUUUUUAACAGGAGGGCUUGACUCCCCCGCGGACAUCAAGUCAAUCCAAGACCAGGCUUUUUCGCUUGGGAAUAUUCCGCUGGAGGUUAUGGAGAACGCUAUCUCCGAGGAUGUGGUCCUGGGUUCAUUGACGGGAACUGGCCUUGAAGUUGAAGCUAUCCAGUACAAUGACUUGCUACUGCGCGAUUUGGGACUGAAUCCCCACCGGCUCGGAGGUGGGUUCUACACUGAGCUGACCGGGGUGUAUAGGCCUUCGGUGUAUGCUGGAAUCGUGGACGAAUGGAAGAAGAGUCGAGGUUUGGCAGGGAAGAAACCGUAG